Messenger RNA from Rhopilema esculentum, 1544 nucleotides. RefSeq names its product actin, cytoplasmic. NCBI's taxonomy places the organism in Eukaryota, Metazoa, Cnidaria, Scyphozoa, Rhizostomeae, Rhizostomatidae. The record is from RefSeq and is a predicted model, not a curated record.
GAUCAUCCUAUUUGAAGUGAAACUUCGAAACGGUCAGGUCACAGACUAUUUAGUACUACUCGUCGACUUUAGUUAAACACAAAAUCUAUCAACAUGGGUGAUGAAGAUGUUGCAGCUCUUGUCAUUGACAAUGGAUCUGGUAUGUGCAAAGCUGGUUUCGCUGGAGACGACGCUCCUAGGGCCGUUUUCCCAUCCAUCGUAGGAAGGCCAAGACAUCAAGGUGUCAUGGUUGGUAUGGGACAGAAGGAUUCAUAUGUUGGUGAUGAAGCCCAGAGCAAGAGAGGUAUCCUUACCUUGAAAUACCCAAUUGAACACGGAAUUGUCACUAACUGGGACGAUAUGGAGAAGAUCUGGCAUCACACUUUCUACAAUGAACUUCGUGUUGCACCAGAGGAGCACCCAGUACUUCUCACAGAAGCUCCAUUGAAUCCAAAGGCCAACAGAGAAAAGAUGACCCAGAUCAUGUUCGAAACCUUCAACAGCCCUGCAAUGUACGUCGCCAUUCAGGCUGUCCUCUCAUUGUACGCCUCUGGUCGUACCACUGGUAUUGUCCUCGACUCUGGUGAUGGCGUCAGCCACACUGUCCCAAUCUACGAAGGUUACGCCCUUCCUCACGCCAUCAUUCGUCUCGACUUGGCUGGACGUGAUCUUACUGACUACUUGAUGAAGAUCUUGACCGAGCGUGGCUACUCUUUCACCACCACCGCAGAACGUGAAAUCGUUCGUGACAUUAAGGAGAAGCUCUGCUAUGUCGCCCUCGACUUCGAACAGGAAAUGCUCACUGCAUCCACCAGCUCAAGCUUGGAGAAGAGCUACGAACUUCCUGAUGGUCAGGUGAUCACCAUUGGCAACGAACGAUUCAGGUGCCCAGAGACCCUCUUCCAACCCUCAUUCAUUGGUAUGGAAUCAAGCGGUAUCCACGAGACCACAUACAACUCCAUCAUGAAGUGCGAUGUCGACAUCCGUAAGGACUUGUAUGCCAACACCGUCUUGUCUGGAGGUACGACUAUGUUCCCAGGUAUUGCUGACAGAAUGCAGAAGGAAAUUGCUGCCCUCGCACCAUCAACCAUGAAGAUCAAGAUCAUUGCCCCACCAGAGAGGAAGUACUCUGUAUGGAUCGGAGGUUCCAUCUUGGCCUCACUCUCCACCUUCCAACAGAUGUGGAUCUCCAAGCAGGAAUAUGAUGAAUCUGGCCCAUCAAUCGUCCACAGGAAGUGCUUCUAAAUAGAAGAACUUUAGUGCUCUUGCCGUUUCUGUUUCACCUUCUCACGCCUAUCCUUGAUAUAUAUGGUUGAUAAUUUUGCAAAUCUUUCAAUGUUAGUUUUGUAUUGUGUAUAUAAGUCAGCGACUCAACUGAUGGGGUAGAACUUUUGAAACGAACUCUGUACGCAUGCAAAAGGAAUCUAAACCCAGCACUUUUCUUACUAAAUUUUUUUCCAAUUUCGUCUUCUUUGCUUGCAAAAUUAACGCUAUAUGUACUAAGGUCAAGUAAUUGUAAAUUUCUAAAUUCGACGUUAUUUUUGAAGACAGUUUAUAAAUCGCAA